This is a messenger RNA of Drosophila rhopaloa, 638 nucleotides long. RefSeq names its product enhancer of yellow 2b transcription factor (gene e(y)2b). Gene Ontology annotation, biological process: regulation of transcription by RNA polymerase II; positive regulation of DNA-templated transcription; poly(A)+ mRNA export from nucleus. Lineage: Eukaryota; Metazoa; Arthropoda; Insecta; Diptera; Drosophilidae. The record is from RefSeq and is a predicted model, not a curated record. The coding region runs from base 145 to 453 and encodes 102 amino acids. Gene Ontology annotation, molecular function: transcription coactivator activity; chromatin binding. The transcript is spliced from 3 exons. Gene Ontology annotation, cellular component: DUBm complex; SAGA complex; nuclear pore.
CAAUCCGUUCCGGUUCUUUAGUUCCCUAGAAUCAGAUUAUCAUCAAAACACAGCAAAUAAAUUCCAACGUCUUGCGCUUAAAAUUUUGUGUAAAAUAUACAAACAUAGAAAGAGUUGAGGUGUUCAAAACUAUAAACUUAAACGAUGCCAAACAGCAAAGAGAUGGGAACGGAUGCUGAUCCCGUAGACGAUGUCAAGUUGAACAGCCGCGAUAGCGUCGCCUUGAAGGAUUUGCUGCAGAAGCGAUUGUCGGAAUGCGGCUGGCGCAAGGACAUUGAGGAAAUGAUACGCCAGACCAUCGAGGAACGGGGCGUGGCUAACUUGACCCACGACCAGCUGGCAGCUGAGAUAGUCCCCCACGCUCGUGCUUUGGUUCCCGACGUUAUUCGAAAGGAGAUGCUGAUGCGCGUGCGUGCUGCCUUGGAUUCAUCUUUGCCCCCCGAAAAGAACUGACUCUUUCAUUCAGUAUCCACCAGAGCAUUUACAGGAGUCACGCAGCCUAUCUAAAAUUCUAGCACGUGUUUGUGGUUUAUUAUAUCGUAUUUAAGUAGAUAUUUACACUCUUAUUCUAGUUAUGAAUUGCGCCAUUAGUUAUACAAUAUGCAUGUAAUAAAUAAACAUCCUAAUUAUAGUUAGAA